This is a messenger RNA of Musca vetustissima, 2233 nucleotides long. RefSeq names its product LMBR1 domain-containing protein 2 homolog. Gene Ontology annotation, cellular component: membrane. The record is from RefSeq and is a predicted model, not a curated record. The transcript is spliced from 4 exons. NCBI's taxonomy places the organism in Eukaryota, Metazoa, Arthropoda, Insecta, Diptera, Muscidae. Bases 5 to 2233 code for a protein of 742 amino acids.
AAUUAUGGCUUAUUUAUUACCAUUUGCCAUAUGUUUGGCCUUGUGCUUGGCCGGCUUUUCAUUAUACCGUUAUGGUAAUAUACCACGCCAGCAUAUUAUUGUAACACUUUCGGUUUUAACAGCCUGGUGUUUUUCAUUUUUAAUUGUUUUCACCAUACCAUUGGAUGUGACAUCGACAUUAUAUCGGCAAUGUAUACAAGAACACAAUAUCACAACAAUAACAACAAUGCCAGGAUCCAAAACAUCAGAAUGUCAACAACCUUGGGGUAUGAUACCCGAUGAAGUAUUUCCCAAUUUAUGGCGUAUCAUAUAUUGGACAUCGCAAUUUCUAACAUGGUUAAUAAUGCCAUUAAUGCAAUCCUAUUUAAAGGCUGGAGACUUUACGAUAAAGGGCAAAUUGAAAUCGGCCCUAAUAGAGAAUGCCAUUUAUUAUGGUUCAUAUUUAUUUAUAUGUGGUAUACUAUUGAUAUAUAUUGCCGCCAAAGGUGUGUCAUUGGAUUGGCAAAAGCUGAAGGCAAUAGCAUCAUCGGCAUCGAAUACAUGGGGUCUGUUCCUGUUGGUGUUGUUAUUGGGUUAUGCCUUGGUCGAAGUUCCUCGUUCGCUGUGGAAUAAUGCAAAACCCGGCUUCACUCUGCAAUAUGCCUAUUUCAAGGCGGCAAAAUUAAGUGCUGACAAAGCCGAGGCUGAAGAAAAUGUCGACGAUGUUUUGGAAUCGUUGCAGGGUAUAACACGUUCUGUACCCAAUAAUCAUGAAUUACGCCCAUGCGUUGAGACAAUUUUGCGAAAAGUACCAACAGAAUUGCAAGAACGGGCAGCUCGAAAUUAUUCAAGAGGCGGCAAUGGUGGUGGUACUUCAACUAUUGUACCCUCUGAAAAAGCAUUGGUACGUAUACACAGACAAGUGAUAAAAUCUCUACAAACCUUACAACGCACAGAGGCCUUAUGGAGUGUACAGGUCGAAAAGGUAUUAUAUUUGGAAGAUGUCUCCAGGAAUAUGCAUUCAUCGGAUCGACGUUUUAAAUCGGAAUUUACAAAAGCACGUUCGCAAUUGGGCCGAUUUUUCUAUUCGCCGACCCUGCAUUGGUAUUGGGCUUGUUUGCUGCGAAGUCCUCUGCUGAAAUCGUUGUGUGUGGUCACAGCGAUUAUGUCCGGUAUGGUUGUGUGGAGUGAAUUAACAUUUUUCCAACGUCGACCGGUUCUGUCGAUAUUUGCCAAUGUCAUUAAUGUGGCCAAACAUGGCUAUGAUUUCUUUACCAUUGAAGUCUUCUCAAUGAUUGUGCUGUGCUACCUCUUCUAUUGUACUUAUUCGACAAUAUUGCGUAUACGUUUCCUCAACCUGUACUAUUUGGCACCGCAUCAUCAGACCAAUGAGCAUAGCUUGAUAUUCAGUGGCAUGUUGUUGUGUCGUCUAACACCACCCAUGUGUUUGAAUUUCUUGGGUUUGAUACACAUGGAUUCGCAUAUUAUUAAGGAACGUGUGAUGGAAACGUAUUAUACCCAGAUUAUGGGUCACAUGGAUGUCAUUGGAAUCAUAUCGAAUGGUUUUAAUAUCUACUUUCCCAUGUGUAUGUUGGCCUUUUGUUUGGCCACAUGGUUUAGUUUGGGUUCGAGGGCACUAAACGCCAUGGGCUUUCAACAGUUUUUGCAAAACGAAACGAUAGCCACGGAAUUGGUACAGGAGGGCAAAGAUUUGAUUGCUCGGGAGAAGAGAAGACGUCAGCGAGCAGAGGAGGCUAUGAAUCGUAGAAGAGAAUUUUCUCGCAACAAUGAGGCAAUAACUGCCAAUAUUUAUGUCAAUAAAUAUGGUAAUUUGAAUGCGAAUAAUGCAGUGUCUACUGCAGGAGGAUCCGGUGGUGGUGGUGGGGUUGGUCGUUUGGGCUCCAAUGUACCCUCUGAUGAUUUGAUUAGAAAUGGUGAUAAUUUACGUUAUGACACUUUGCCGCGAUCCCUGUCCGAUGAGCUGAAAGAGCGAUUUGGUGUUAGCACAGAGGCCCAUGUGGGCUUUAAGGGAGGACAUCAACCAUCAACUAAUAAUCGCUAUAGUGAUAACACCUCCACAUCUCGAGGAUUAUCCGAUGAGAUAAGCAGCCGUUUUGGCCGAAGCACCCAAGUACAACCACCCUCCACCAGUCAUUAUCGUUUGGAAUUUGGUGAUUAUGAAGAAGAUGAUUUUAUGGCAACAUCGGGAUCAAAUCGCAUCGAACCACCAAGGCGUUUAUUUGAUGAUGUAUAA